Lytechinus variegatus (green sea urchin) is the source of this 765-nucleotide messenger RNA. RefSeq lists its product as uncharacterized. The transcript has a single exon. The record is from RefSeq and is a predicted model, not a curated record. NCBI's taxonomy places the organism in Eukaryota, Metazoa, Echinodermata, Echinoidea, Temnopleuroida, Toxopneustidae. The coding region runs from base 1 to 765 and encodes 254 amino acids.
AUGAAUUCCUCCCACUUUAUCAGCAAACUCAAAGAGGCCUCCAUCACUCCUGAAGACAGACUGGUUAGGUUUGAUGUAGAAUCACUGUUCACCAGCGUCCCAGUCCGAGAAGCAUGUGACCUCAUAAAAAAGAAACUCCAAGAGGACUCCUCCUUAUCAGACCACACCUCCAUGUCACCCGACCAAAUCCACGACCUACUGCUUACGUGUCUUGAGUCUACUUCCUUCCAAUGGCGAGGCAACUACUACAAGCAACAGGAGGGGGCAGCUAUGGGAUCACCCCUUUCACCUAUUUGGCAACAUGGCAGACACAGCUUAGAUGAUUUUCUCUUUCAUCUCAAUUCUCAACACCCCAAAAUCGCCUUUAUGAUGGAGAAGGAGAAGAAUAACUCCAUACCUUUCUUGGAUUUUCUCGUUACACGUGAACCAAACAACCAACUCUCGCACCAAGUAUACCGCAAACCAACCCAUACUGAUAGGUAUCUUCACUUCAAAUCGUUCCACCACCCGUCUAUCCUACAGUCUGUUCCAAGAACAUUGGUCAAGAGGGCACACUCUAUCAGCGAUGACAACCACCUGCAACGGGAACUGGAUCACAUCAAGUCGACACUCGUGACCAUGAACGGUUAUCCUCCACACAAGAUCAAUACCAAACCAACCUCAUCUCGUCCGAAGGAGCCCACCAAAGCUACGGUUAUCUUGCCUUACCUAGGUCCUACUUCCCACAAACUACAACGCAUAUUCCGAGCAGCCAAACUGAAGUGA